AUGUUGGCUCUACUCUUUGCGUCCUUUCUUCUCUUUACGUUGCUUCAUCAAUCACCCAUUUCUCAUUGCCUUCAUGACUCACAACUGCAUCUUCGGCAACUAAUUAGUCAGUGUGAUGAGAAAUGCGGGAAGUUGCAUAUCCCAUUUCCAUUUCACUUGAACACUUCUUGUGCUUCAGUUUCCAAUGUUUUUCAUCUUUCUUGCUCAAACUCCACUACCCUUUACCUUAACAUGGACUCUCAAAGUUAUAGAGUCCUGGAAUUCUUCUCUGAUGGUAUAUUAGUAGACUUUCCGGGUAGCUCCACUUGUCGUCAGUACAACGAUUUGAAUUCCUUUGGUUUGACAAUAAAUAACUACUUUGGAAUAUCUGUAGAUAAUGUUAUUGGUUUAUAUGAUUGCGAGGAUUCUUCUUUGUGUAAAGCAGAUUGUGAAACAAUUGACUUGCCUGGUUGCGAUGGCAGUGACAGUGGCUCUCCUGCCUGCUGUUAUCCACUUUCUGAUCAUACUUCAUGGGAUUUUGGAGAUGGGUUUUCAGUGUUUUCUAAGUUUGGAUGCAGGGGAUUCUCUUCUUGGGUUGUUUCUCGCGGUACUAAUACUGGAAAACGCGGUGUUAAGUUGGAAUGGGCGGUUCCAAGGAAUUCAUCCAAGGGAGUUUGUGCUGACAAUGCAGACAUUGUAAAUGCCACAGCAGUUGAUAGAGGAAUAAGGUGCAAGUGUCAGGAUGGAUUUGUUGGUGAUGGAUAUGCUAAUGGAGAAGGAUGCAUGAAAUCCAGCAUCAAGGAUGGAAGGGAAGCACACGGAAGUGAUUGUGAUACAACAAAGCACAGGGGAAAUCUGGUUACUAUUUUAGCCGGAGUUAUUGGUCCGAUAUUUAUCAUUGCCUCCUUGAUUGCACUGUUUUGUAUAUUGAAAAGGCCUGUUAAAGCCGACAUGUACGACACCGACCAGGCUCAUUUACAUAGCACCAUCUCAUUCAGGAAAGCUUGUAGGACUCGAUUAUUCAAUUACCAUGAGCUAGAAAAUGCUACCAGAGGAUUUGAGGAUGGUCAAAAACUUGCAAGCAGCAAUAACGGCACAAUGUAUGCUGGGGUCCUUGGAGAUGAUACACAUAUAGCUGUGCACAAAGUACCAUGCCAAGAUGAAAGAGACCUCAUUCAGGUCCUGUCUAGGAUUGAGAUUUUAUCUGCAGUUUUACAUCGGAAUAUGGCACGUCUCCUUGGAUGCUGCAUCGACUCUGUCUACUCUCCACUAGUAGUCUAUGAGUAUCCUGCUAAUGGUACCCUGCAGGAACAUUUGCACCAAAGUGGAGAACAAAAGGUUUGCCUUGAUUGGUAUAAGAGAUUGAGAAUUGCUGCAGAAACAGCAAGUGUUCUUGCAUUCUUGCAGUAUGAAAUCCUUCCUCCUAUCUUCCACCAUGAUCUCAAAUCCAGUAACAUAUUUUUAGAUGAAGAUUUAUCAGUUAAAGUCACCGGGUUCAAGCUACUUACCACUAGCCUUGGAAGUGAAUCUUAUUCAUAUAGCAAUCCUGAAGGAUCACGUAUUCACAAAAGCGAUGUUUACAACUUUGGUGUGUUGCUUCUGGAGUUAAUUACAGGCACUAAAAACAAAGAACCCCCAGCUAUAGCAUUGCAAAAGGUUAGAAAUGGGAAGCUAGAAGAAAUCUUGGAUACGGGUCUAUAUUAUCACGAGCAACCACCAUUUCGCAGAGAGCAAAUAGAGGUAGUUGCUGACCUUGCUACAAGGUGCCUGUUGUUUGGUGGAGAUGGUAAAAUUGGGAUGAUUGAAGUUGCCAAGGAACUGAUACACAUUGCAAAAGAGAGCAUUGAUGGAAAUAGUAAAAGGGGACGUGGACCUGAAGAGACAUUUUCAAAUUCAAGCCUCCUUCAAAUGAUAUCCAUGUCUCCUGACUCUAUAUAUGUUCCUUGA
Messenger RNA from Dovyalis caffra, 1926 nucleotides. NCBI's taxonomy places the organism in Eukaryota, Viridiplantae, Streptophyta, Magnoliopsida, Malpighiales, Salicaceae. The record is from the annotation of a GenBank genome assembly.